AAUUACUGUAAAAAAAUGUGAAUUGUGUUUUUAUUUUUGUCCUUAAAAUAAUAAAAUAAAAAUAUUCUGGUAUAAUUGUCUGAUUAUACUCUAGUACAUAAAAUAAAAUAAAUUUAUAAAUAUGUCUGCACUACAGAAAAGCAUAAUGAAGAGUAAAUUGCCGCCCCGUUGUCCAAAAUCAGCAAGUGGAAAACUGGCACCAUUUGGAAUGGCCCGUCGCAAGGAUUACAGCCCUAUACCGUGGCAGCAGUACUUUGAGAAGUAUGUAGAUGUGGAGACGGAAAGCGGAAGUUUCAGGGUGUAUUUGUCACCAGAGCCUGACCACUCAAGCAGGCCUCGGUUGGUGACAUUGCAUGGUGGAGGGUAUUCUGGAUUGAGCUGGGCGCUUUUCACGGAAGAAAUAACGAACAUGAUCCACUGCCAAGUUAUAUCUAUGGACAUCAGAGGGCACGGAGAGACACAAGCUGACAACCCUGACGAUCUCAGCGCUGAUACUUUAGUAAAGGACGUAGAACAAGUUCUACACAAGCUGUUUGGUGAAGAGUUACCCCCCAUAGUCCUUGUUGGGCACUCCAUGGGUGGCGCUGUGGCGGUCCGAGCGGCAUUACUGCCGUCAUUGGAGCCCUACGUCCACGGUAUCGCCGUCAUCGACGUCGUUGAAGGCACGGCGAUGGACGCGCUGGCCAGCAUGCAGAGCUUCCUCCGCGGCCGCCCCACGCACUUCCGCAGCAUCGAGCACGCCGUCGAGUGGUGCGUCCGAAGCGGCCAGGUCAGGAACGUAGAUUCUGCCAAGGUGUCUAUGCCUAGCCAAAUCGUCAACGUUGAGACGAAUCGCCUCGCCACUAACGAGCUGGCCACGCGCACGCCGGAGGAGCCGCAGGCGCCGGCGCCGAUGGCGCUCGCGCCGGCCGCCGACUGCAUCGCCGAGGAGCCCGAGGACGCCGACGCCGACGCCGACGCCGACUUCACGCCGCCGCCCGCCGCGCCGCCCACGCGCGGCGAUGGCGACACUAAUAUGAGAUACAAAUGGCGCAUCGACCUGUCGAAGACGGAGCGCUACUGGUCGGGCUGGUUCCAGGGGCUGUCGGCGCGCUUCCUGUCCGUGCGAGCCCCGCGACUGCUGCUGCUGGCUUCUAUCGAGGGCCUGGACCGGGAGCUCACUAUCGGGCAGAUGCAAGGCAAGUUCCAGAUGCAGGUGUUGACACGGUGCGGACACGCCGUGCACGAGGACACUCCUGGAGAGGUGGCGCGCGUGGUGGCCGCGUUCCUGCUGCGGCACCGCGUCACGGAGGCCACCGAGGCCGGCGAGCGCAUGCAGCUGGCCUCCACGCCCGGCUGCUAGGCCUCCAGGCCUCGACAACUGAGCGGCCAAACCACCACUCGACUUUACACGUGGGGAUCUUUUGCUCACUCUGUACUAUUUAAAUUAUUUCAUCUAAGAUAUUAAAAAAAUAGUAACAUAAACUUGUCAUCGGGCAACCUACUCCAAUUUAGAUUCCUAAAAUCAGUCAGAAUUUAUUUCAAAAUUGCCGAGUUGAAUUUAGUGGGGCCAAAAUUAAUUCCGUUUGUUGCAAGUACAAAAUGGCGACGUUAUUUAACAGCUGUAGAUAAUCAUAAAAAGAAAACACAUAAACUAAUCCGCCUAGAAAUUAAUUUUCGACGUAUCAAUCCUUUUUAACGCAACAUCACUCUGGAGUAAGUAAUAAUCAUAACCCUAAUUAACUUUGCAUAAUAUAUUUAUUAGCGCUGUCGGCAGUAAUUCUUCGGAGGGUUAUCAAACCCAUUUUAAGGACCCAUUAAGAUGCUUCCGACAAUUAACAAGGUUUGAUGCAAUAGAUCUUUAUGACCACCGUUCACUAAAAGAGUUUCAGCUUUUACCUUCCACUGCCAACGGACUUCGCGGAGCGAGCGAGGAGGGAAAUGAGAGCGGAGUCCGUUCAAAACUAGCGUGAGCCAUUAUGACACAACGGACCUAUUUUUACUCGCUCUGUCCGCUCCGCUAACUCGCUCAUGAAAGUUCUCGUACGAAAAUCAGUGUUGUUAGUCGAGCGGAGUCGAAUGACUCUGAACCUGUUUAAUCCGCUUCGAUCACUCUUAUUCAAUAGAAGCGCAUCUAUGCGAGGUAAAUGGAGCCCGUUCCUUUAAUUAAUUAAUAUUUUUUAUUGACCGUUAAGUAUUAGAAUUGAAAGGCCGAAUGGUAUAUUAUUGAAAAGUCUGAUUGACUUAAGAAACAGCCUCAUUUCAUUAGUGUUCUUUAACUAAAUACGUAAGUAACGUAAAGGGGUAUUGCUUCAAAUACCUAACAGUAAAUUUUACGUAGGCAAUCUAUUCUAGCGCAAUACUUACGAAAAAAAGGAAAUAUCAGUUCGUGUAUGUACAAGUAUAUAGCCCAGUCACAAAAUUUUUAAAUAAACGAAAAUUAUUUAAUGCGUUCAGAGUCCGUGUCCCGCUGAUGGGUCACAAAGAUACGACCAGGUACGCACUUAGAUUAAUAUAACCAUACUGCGAGUUAAAUGAGAUAAUAUAGGGAUAAUUCUUAUAUAAUAUGGCUAGUUAGACAACAGCAUACAGAAAUAUAAAUUUAUUGUUGUAAUUCGAGCGCGUGCUUUGCUUUUUUUCUUAGUGACCCAUAUGUGGAGCAUGGACGUGUGAUUGAAGUAAUUUGCUAGGACGUACGAGGAAAUGCAUACAUGUAGUAUGGGGACUGUGAAUGUGUUAAAAUAAAAAUCUAUAUUUUAUUCUGAACAUAAAUGGAAUUUCUCGCUAUCAUUAUUAAUUUAUUUACUGCAAGUACUUAAAGUAUGGAUUUAUUCUGAUUUCUUCUUCCACGACGUAGCGUCCAAAAUAAUUUCAUAGUAUUUAUUGAGAUUUUUUAAACAUAUAGCUAUUUAUAAAAUACUUUAGAAGAACAAUAAGUUAUCUUUAUAUAAGUGACCAGAUAUGAAAUUUCUGUAAUAAAUCGAUUUUUUUUUCGCUUUAUUUUCUAUUUAAUUUAUCGUUUAUUCAUCAAUAUUCGCUUGUCCGUGCCCCAUUCACUUAGGGUCGACGCAGCAUGAUUUCUUCCAUACCUAUUCCUCCGUUUAAUUUAUAUUUCAUUGAUGUAAUAUGUAAUAUAGUAUGCGAAACACUGAUACAAUAAAUGAACGUUGUAAAUAA
This is a messenger RNA of Cydia pomonella (codling moth), 3156 nucleotides long. Its product is annotated as protein phosphatase methylesterase 1. Gene Ontology annotation, biological process: protein demethylation. The coding region runs from base 122 to 1342 and encodes 406 amino acids. The record is from RefSeq and is a predicted model, not a curated record. NCBI's taxonomy places the organism in Eukaryota, Metazoa, Arthropoda, Insecta, Lepidoptera, Tortricidae. The transcript is spliced from 10 exons. Gene Ontology annotation, molecular function: protein methylesterase activity.